AUGGCUUCAGGAAAAGACACUUGUCCUGUCUUACCUAAACUUGUCAACAACUGUUCUGAUGAAAAUUCAUAUAAGCCUGCUACUAAGUAUAGUGAGGUUCAUUUGCCACGGUUUUCAUUUAAGCAAAGGCUGAUCCCGGGACGUUACGUUAUGCCUUGGAAAGAAAACAUGAAAUUCAGGAAUGUGAAUCUGAAGCAUGCGGAGGCGUGUGGGAUCUAUGCUGGCCCUUUAGAAGACUCUUUGUUUUUGAAUCACAGCGAAAGGCUUUGCCAUGGGGAAGACCGUAAAGUUGUCUUGAAGAAAGGCCCACCAGAAGCAAAAGUUGCAGACAUGCCUUUGCACUCUCCUCUCUCCAGAUACCAAAGCACGGUGAUUUCCCACGGCUACCGGAGGCGACUGGUCUGA
This is a messenger RNA of Equus quagga, 405 nucleotides long. It is a transcript of the gene SPMIP10, whose product is annotated as testis expressed 43. Bases 1 to 405 code for a protein of 134 amino acids. The transcript is spliced from 3 exons. Gene Ontology annotation, biological process: flagellated sperm motility. NCBI's taxonomy places the organism in Eukaryota, Metazoa, Chordata, Mammalia, Perissodactyla, Equidae. The record is from RefSeq and is a predicted model, not a curated record.